Molecule: messenger RNA, 1196 nt
Organism: Fomitopsis serialis
Lineage: Eukaryota; Fungi; Basidiomycota; Agaricomycetes; Polyporales; Fomitopsidaceae
Exons: 4
Coding region: 385-984 (199 amino acids)
Source: RefSeq, a predicted model, not a curated record
GCCAGCUGCUCUCUCGCCCACUUCGCUCAGCCGCCUCUCGUCUGCUUCGUCAUCUCCAGCCUAUCUGCCAAAUGCUCCGAUGCUCAUCUUUCGGCCCUCUCGCAAACUCUUCCGCUCUACCACUCGACUGUGUCAACCCCUGGUCGAACUCGCGGCUCUGGCGACGCCCCCGCCCGAUCCAGGACCGAAACGAUGCACCUACAAGUCCUGCGUCGAGCGAGAGAGCCGCGCGAACUGCAGGAAUAGGGGGUCAGAAGGACAGGAGGAGAGCACGAAGAGGAAGAAAGGGGAAGGGUGUAGUGUGAGUUGGAUAGAACGAGCGCGAAGGCUCAAGCUCGAAGGUACGCCCUUACAGCCAGACACACCCCAUUCACGGCUGCCCUGAUGAAGUCCCGCACCCGCAGGCGUUUGGUGAAUGAGAAGUCCGUCGCGCGCCUUGCUGGCCACGAAGACAGCUCCUCCAUCGCUCGGGACGACUUCCACGUAGUAUCCGCCAGGUAUGCGCUGCACGGCCACGUGUCGGACGUGCCUCGCUGCACGUCUGGCGCUCUCAGUUCAUUCACGACCAACGUUUGUGUAAUUUUGACCUGUCCCGCGACGCGCGUACUUGCAGAAGCACCCGACGUGUCGAUUGAUUCCACACGCACGACGGACAAUGGCCCGGCAAGGACGAGCGUGAAGAGCGUGUCUAGGACGAACACACUCACAACGAAGACAUGCAGCAAGGACAGGCCUGCAGCCCACCAACCACAAGCACAACAGGUACGACGCAGGCGAGCACGAUGCAGGUGCGCACGAUGCAGACGAGCACGACACAGACGAGCACGACACAGACGAGCGCGAUACACUGGCAGGCAGGUAUGCGAGCGCGUCUGGGCGAGUGCGACGGGAGCGAACACAACGGGGAUGAACAUUAACAGGGCGAACAUGGCCAGGGCCGGCCAACACGUUCAGGACGCAUACGACGCUUGCGACGCCGUCUAAGUGCACGUAAACAGGGCACUUGCCUGCAGGUACCGAAUCAAACUUGUAAGCUGAUGGAUCGGGAGCGUACGGGCCCGUGUUCAAGGAGACCGAGGAUUCAUUCCCCUGAUACAGUGUGCAUAGAAACCUCUAAUAGUAUAUUGUCUACUAUGUAUAGCCUAUGGCUCGGAGUUCCACGUCUGCCUGUAAUGUUAUCACAUCAAUUCCUGGAA